Messenger RNA from Verruconis gallopava, 1673 nucleotides. RefSeq lists its product as uncharacterized. The coding region runs from base 411 to 1349 and encodes 312 amino acids. Gene Ontology annotation, biological process: dolichol-linked oligosaccharide biosynthetic process; polyprenol catabolic process. The transcript has 2 exons. Lineage: Eukaryota; Fungi; Ascomycota; Dothideomycetes; Venturiales; Sympoventuriaceae. The record is from RefSeq and is a predicted model, not a curated record. Gene Ontology annotation, cellular component: endoplasmic reticulum. Gene Ontology annotation, molecular function: 3-oxo-5-alpha-steroid 4-dehydrogenase activity.
CCGGCUCGUCCAGCUCUUCUUCCUCUUCUUUCUUCCCACCCCUGAUCGCUGCAUUCUCUCCCUUUUCGCCCAUCUUUUUGUCGCUGAAACUUCCCUCCCCUCCGCAGCCACUGGUUCCAGCCCUCGUCAUCGUUACGUUAUCCGUCCAGCCAUACCCAUCACAAACAUCCACGCAGUCCGUGGCUGCGUCGCUCAAUUUGCGUCGCUAGCGGAUCGCCAGGAUCUCAGCCAGUGGCGUGCAUCUUUCUCAGCCCGGUGAAAAUCCGUGCUGCAAGCUGUCUCUUUGUCUUCGUCGUUUCGAAACACUGUCCUGAUAAGCACCCGUCGACCCACCAUCAUUACUCGCUGUCCCCUUUUACGCCUUGGAACCUCGCAUACUCCUCUCCCCCCCUUGCUUCCUUGUUCCAGUCAUGGCUGAUGUCGGCUUGGACGUCGUUCUGGCCAUAAGAAGCUUCUACCUGCUCGUCGCCGCUGCGAUCAUUGGCAUUUAUGCUAUCCCACCCUUCAAAAGCAGGUUUCUUGCCUACGGCGCUCGAGCCGCACCCAGCAGCAUGCCUAAAAAUGGCCUUCUUGACCACCUCGCCGCCGUCACCGUCCCACAUGCCUGGUUCAAACACUUCUACAUCCUCUCGAUUGCGGCGUGUCUCUUCUGGCUCGGUGUGAUUCUUACCCAAAAUCCAAUCUUGGAUCGCGUACUUUCGUUUUCCAAAGAACCAGAAGUACCAGUGUCGGCCAUGCAAGUCUCCAUCGCAUGGUUCGCACUCAUCCUGCACAGUGUCCGUCGUUACCUGGAAUGUUUGGAGGCUGCACCGAGCUCGUCGCGCAUGUUCGUUGGACACUGGGUGAUGGGACUACUCUUCUACGUCGUUACCAGUGUUGCUGUGUGGAUAGAAGGCGACCGCCGUCUGAUUAAGCACACCGUCAACGAAGAGACCGGCGACUCGGACUGGAUUCUCCUCCUUGUGUCACCAGACAUUUCGUACGGCAAGCAACUGCUCAUUGUUCUUGGUGUUGGUAUCUUCUUCCUCGCCAGCGUCACCCAGGGCAAUGUUCACGGCUAUUUCCGCGAUCUGAAGCAGUUGACGAAAGGGAAGUAUACACUGCCACAGCAUCCCUUGUUUGACUACACAGUCACGCCACAUUACGCCGCUGAGUGCUUCGAAUACCUUGGUCUGGCGUUGAUCUUAGCUCCAAAGGGACGGGUGUUUAACACGACUAUGCUGUGCUGCUUGGUUUUCGUGGUAGUAAAUCUUGGUGUGACGGCGGAUGGAACGAGGGAAUGGUACAAGGAAAAGUUCCCCAAGGACAAGAUCGAGAAAAAGAGUAGGAUGAUUCCAUUCAUCUGGUAGAGAUGACAGGGUUCACUUCACACGUGGCAGAUGCUUUGAACGUUAUCUCUAACGUAUCCAGUUCAGGAGUUUUCAACGGAUACUAAGAGUCGUAGACGUCUACUGAAGAUUGAAGCGCAUGAAUCAUUGAAAAGCGUAGUUGGCAUCUACGAAGAUCAUUAGAAGGUGCAAUCACCGAGCCUUGUUGCAUGUACGUCGUGAUGUGUUAGAUAAAAGUUUAAAAAGCAUUAAUUGGGAAGGAAUUCGAGGGUUCAAUUCUGUAUAUGCAUGCACUUUACAUCAACACAUUGUGAAUGUUGAUUUAUAGAUUCUAGCGGUCCUCUG